AUGAGUACUAUUAAUAAUAGAAUUCGUGAAGAAAAAAAAACGUUGUUGAAAUUAUUGACGGAAGCCCGGGAAAAUGUUCGAAAAAAGUACACGGAAUUGCAUCGUGGUGAAGCGGAUUCAUUGAGUCGCGUAAAACGAGAAUUGGCACCAAUCAUUGCACCAUUGGAUAAAAUCGUGACACAGCAACAGCAACAGCAACAGCAGCAGCAGCAGCAACAUCAACAUGAACAACAUCUACAGCAAUCCAUCAAAAGUUUAAAUGAUGAUAGAUACAAUAUGGAACACGAUGAUGGGUUUUUCCAUCAGUACAUGCACCAAUGGUCAAUGAACCCGAACAGAGACAAAAUGUAUGGACCAAAAGUGACACCAGAAGGAACAUUGACAAUAGGUGGAGUCGACAAUAUCUUUGUCAAUGGAGGAAUAAUCAACGUACUGGAGAAAAAAUUCCUGCUGACAUUAGGUCUUGUGGACUUACUUUUUUCGAAAAAUCCCGGUGUUUACUCCGAAUCGGAUUUGCAGGCAUACAAAACAAUUUUACUCGAAACCGGUGUACAUUUGAAUAAAGACGGAACAUUAAAAAAAGGAGGUCAAAAAUAUGUUAACACUAUUAAACCAUUGUUUGAAAACAAUGAUGGUGGUAGCGCAAACAAUUCCUUACCAUUAUUUGAAAACAGCAGCAUCAGUGACACAUCUAUUAUCGGUGCGGGUCUACAGUUAAGGUUGAACAACAAGAAAAAAGAGUAUGUGUACUGGGACGAACCCAACGAGCUUGUAGAUCGUUUACGUUUAUUGAUAUCGGCCCGGUCAGCUGGUAACACUGGAGUUGCACCGGAAAUCAUUUCUAUAUUGGAAGAGUUGCAGGAAACCGGUUACAUUGAACAAAUACCAUCAACAUUAUGA
Daktulosphaira vitifoliae (grape phylloxera) is the source of this 900-nucleotide messenger RNA. RefSeq lists its product as uncharacterized. The transcript is spliced from 2 exons. The record is from RefSeq and is a predicted model, not a curated record. The coding region runs from base 1 to 900 and encodes 299 amino acids. Lineage: Eukaryota; Metazoa; Arthropoda; Insecta; Hemiptera; Phylloxeridae.